UUUACCUUUCUUUUCUCCCAUUAUACACCACUCUUGCUCUUGCCCCCACGACCACCAGCACUGUCGUUUGCUCUUUUAGAAUUUCACGAAAUCACCCCUACCACCUCCCUCCUCCACCUAGCGGGGUCCCACAAGCUAUCUCCACCGCCGAUCAUACCAGAUCGACCUUUUUUAUUUAGAAAUUGGAAGAAUGAGUGAAGUAUUUGAAGGAUACGAGCGUCAAUACUGCGAGCUCUCCUCUAAUCUUUCCAGGAAGUGUACCGCAGCUGGUGCUCUUGAUGGAGAGCAAAAGAAGCAAAAGCUUUCUGAAGUUAGAACUGGGCUGGAGGAAGCUGAAUCUUUGAUUCGCAAAAUGGACCUUGAAGCAAGAAGUUUACAACCAAAUGUUAAGGCUGUCCUUCUGGCUAAGUUGAGGGAAUACAAGUCAGAUCUGAACAAUUUGAAAACUGAAGUUAAAAGAAUUGCCUCUGGUAACCUAAAUCCAGCUGCCCGAGAUCAGCUGUUGGAAUCAGGAAUGGCUGAUGCAUUGAUGGCCUCAGCUGAUCAAAGAUCAAGAUUAAUGGUGUCUACAGAAAGAUUAAAUCAGUCCAGUGACAGAAUUAAGGGAAGUAGAAGAACCAUGCUGGAAACUGAAGAGCUUGGUGUUUCAAUUCUUCAGGAUUUGCAUCAACAGCGACAGUCUUUAUUACAUGCCCAUGAUACGCUUCAUGGAGUGGAUGACAACAUUGGCAAGAGCAAGAAAGUAUUGACUUCCAUGACAAGGAGAAUGAACAGGAACAAGUGGAUUAUUGGUGCUGUUGUUGCAGUCCUUGUUGUUGCUAUUGUCUUGAUCUUGUAUUUCAAACUCAAAUAAGCCAGAAAGUUUAUUCUUGUUGCUCCCUGAGUCUUGUAAGAGGACAUGAUUGCCCUUGGUUAUUUGUGUGAGUUUGCCAUUGAGUUCUGAAAUAAACAUUAUUUGCUUUUUAUCUACCACCAAUGUACUUUUCAACCAUUUUUAUCCUGUGGAGUGGAUUUUGGAUAUACCUUAAAUGUAUAUGAUCUUUUUGUGUCUA
Messenger RNA from Hevea brasiliensis (rubber tree), 1052 nucleotides. RefSeq names its product vesicle transport v-SNARE 13. Gene Ontology annotation, molecular function: SNARE binding; SNAP receptor activity. Bases 191 to 853 code for a protein of 220 amino acids. The transcript has 6 exons. Gene Ontology annotation, biological process: vesicle fusion; vesicle-mediated transport; intracellular protein transport. Gene Ontology annotation, cellular component: endoplasmic reticulum membrane; late endosome membrane; Golgi apparatus. The record is from RefSeq and is a predicted model, not a curated record. NCBI's taxonomy places the organism in Eukaryota, Viridiplantae, Streptophyta, Magnoliopsida, Malpighiales, Euphorbiaceae.